Messenger RNA from Racocetra persica, 252 nucleotides. The record is from the annotation of a GenBank genome assembly. Lineage: Eukaryota; Fungi; Glomeromycota; Glomeromycetes; Diversisporales; Gigasporaceae.
UUUGGAUCGAAGAACUUACGAGCGAAUGCAGCAACCGCAUAAAUAAAAGGCAAUUCUUGAAGGCUGAUAACGUGAGACCAUAUCCUGAACCAGAAGCUGAUAACGCGGAACGAAGCCCUGAACCAGUAAAACACUUUGAUCACAAGUACACGAGUACGAUCAUUAACACGCAAGAAAUAUCAUCAAAAUUAAUGAGUACUAGCAAUCUGGUUAUUAUUAGCAAUCCGAUAAAUAGUCUGAAAAUUCCUGAUG